Messenger RNA from Cyprinus carpio (common carp), 4114 nucleotides. Its product is annotated as ADP-ribosylation factor-like protein 13B. Gene Ontology annotation, molecular function: GTP binding; GTPase activity. The record is from RefSeq and is a predicted model, not a curated record. The coding region runs from base 1582 to 2820 and encodes 412 amino acids. Lineage: Eukaryota; Metazoa; Chordata; Actinopteri; Cypriniformes; Cyprinidae. Gene Ontology annotation, cellular component: ciliary membrane; non-motile cilium; motile cilium. The transcript is spliced from 11 exons. Gene Ontology annotation, biological process: receptor localization to non-motile cilium; non-motile cilium assembly.
AAAAAUAAUUAUGUCACUAACAGAAGCGCAAGUGUCUGAGAGUGCAAGUCUGCAGCCAGACCCAUCUCCUUUAACUUGGCUGUUUUGUGACAAUGGGUCAGGUGUUUACCAGUGUUGCAAAGUGCUUUAUGAGCAGAAGUACUGGAUGGAAACUCGUAGGCCACUUCAAGUAUUGCAAGCACACUCUAAAUAUCUUAUUUUAUUAUUUUUAAAAGACUUGAUAUGUGAACCUUUGCAAAUUGUUACUAAUAGCAUAUUUUGCAAAUGUCAUUAACUUGCUUUUAAGUCAGUGGACACUUGGGAAGAGUUAAAGACAUCAUGUCUUUAAAUGAAGGACUUUGACUUCGGUUGAGAAAUCCUAAAGAACUGUCAGCCUUUAACUGUUGCUGCUGGAAAGGCCUAGCCUUUAAGACAGAUUCUCCUAUUAAUGGAGGAGUGUGUAUGUGCCACAAAGCCUCAUUGUACAUUGUCGUAACAUAUUCUAAAUGACUUCUCUUUAAACUCAAGAAAAUUGUAAGGGGAGGACUAAAGCUGUUCAAUUGAUGAACUGUAACAGUCUUAUUUAUUAUUAUUCUUUUUUGUAUCUUCUGUAAAUGUUUGAAGAGUUUAAAUAGUGUAUGAUUGGGUGACUGGGUUUAUAUUUCAAGAGCUUUUUUGUCCUGAUUAAUAAACACAUUUGAAGGGGAGUUGAGUUUGUUGGUUUAUUGUAAACAGACAUUAUUCGUUGUUGUAUAUCAUUAGCACUGUACACAACGUCGUGUUUUUAAUUUAUUUCUCCGUCCACUGGAGGCGCUGUUCACUCUUAGGUUAAGUUAAUCAAAGUUGUUGCCAAGUCAACGUUUUCUGUACAGAUUUUUUCGGGACCCUUUGACACAGACAAGUGUUUUUUUGUAAAAUAAAUUAUAAGCGGUUUGACUAAUACAUACGCUGAAAGCUUAAAAGAUUGGUUUUAUACAUAUUUUCCUCUUGGUAUACAUUAUAUCAUAUAAUUUAUAAACACUGGGCAACCCCGACCCUCGACGUGAUCGAGGCUGCAGCCAUAGCAGCCAGAUUCAGCUCGGUAAACAAAGCGGACACCUAGCGAGCUAACAGUUAUCCCGAUACAAUUUCAGAGAAUAACGGUCUAAAUCGAGAGUAAACCAUUUCCGGGGACGGGUUUAAAACGGUAUACAUUGUUAUUAUCUAAUUAGAUUUUCUUUCUAAUGACAUGAUAUGUAAUUUCAUAGUUUCAUGGAUCGAAUGUAGCUAACCGGUAUUAGCUAACUGGUUAGCAUUUCAGUGAGGCUGCAUUGAUUCGGGUUGCGAGCAAAAUGAAACUAAACUGUAUGGUCCGUAUUGUACAUGACAGUCUGCUAAUUAGACGAUACAUAUUAGCUGACAGUUUUUAGAUUAUUUUGCCCUUAUUCUCUACUAGAAAUCAUAACAUGUCUGUACUCAAAUCUUUACGAAUCACUCGGAUAGGCAGAUAAAAGCGUGCUAGCAGAUAACGGACUGUUUGAAAACACAAAGAAAAUAACUUUAGCAAUUAGCCAAAACGGCUGUCAUGAAAUAAUAAAUCCCAGUUCGAGCACUUGGGGUGAAAUGUUCAAUCUGAUGGCGAACUGCUGUAAUUGGUUGAAACGAUGGAGAGAACCUGCAAGGAAGGUGACAUUAGUAAUGGUUGGACUGGACAAUGCUGGAAAAACAGCGACUGUCAGAGGAAUCCAGGGAGAAAAUCCUUUAGAUGUUGCACCUACAGUGGGCUUCUCAAAGGUGGACCUGAAGCAGGGCAAGUUUGAGGUCACAAUCUUCGACCUGGGUGGCGGGAAGCGUAUCCGCGGCAUUUGGAAAAACUACUACUCUGAGUCUUACGGCGUGGUGUUUGUUGUGGACUCCAGUGAUGUUCAAAGGAUCCAGGAGACCAGAGACACAAUGGCUGAGGUUCUCCGGCAUCCCCGUAUUGCAGGCAAACCUGUAUUAGUACUGGCUAAUAAACAGGACCAAGAUGGGGCAUUGGCUGAAGCAGAUAUCAUUGAGACCCUGUCAUUGGAGAAGCUUGUCAACGAGAAUAAAUGCCUCUGUCAGAUUGAACCCUGUUCUGCAAUGCUGGGAUAUGGUAAGAAGGUGGACAAAUCCAUCAAGAUUGGCCUUAACUGGCUCUUGAAUAACAUUGCCAAGGACUACGAGGCAAUUUCAGAGCGUGUGCAAAAAGAUACAGCUGAGCAGAAGGCUCAAGAAGAACAAGACAAGAAGGAAAGAGCAGAGAGAGUCCGGCGGAUCAGAGAGGAGAGAGACAGACAGGAGCGAGAAGAAACAGAGCAAGAAGGAAGGACAUUGAAAGAGGAGGAGCUAGAUGAUGUCAACAUGCUCAACCCAUUCCAGCCAAUAAACAAUGUUGUUAAUGAGAAUGAAGACAGAUUAAACAAAGAGAAAGCGAUGCAAAGACAUAGAGAAAAUGUUGAGCUGAUCAGUGUGCAAGAACAGACGGUCCUUCAAGAUGAUGAGGAAGAUGAAGAUGAGGAGGAUGAAGAGAGCGAGAGACAGACCCCGGAGAGCACAGAAACAGUGGACCAGACCAAAAAGAAAACUAGAAAGUUACGGUUAAAACGUAAGCACAGAGUUGACCCUCUCAGAGUGGAAGAUGCAGAACCCAAAAGCCCCACUCCUCCUCCCUUACCAGUUGGAUGGGCUACUCCUAAAGUUUCUAGGCUCCCCAAACUUGAGCCUCUUGGAGAUACAAGACAUUCUGCAAGCCUCAGCCACAUCCUUCCUGUCCAAUCAUCUGUCAACAGAAAUACCACAGCCAUCCACCUUGAUACUGUGCCUAAUAAAUGCCACUAGCACAUUCUCCUUAACACCUCACUUCCUUCACUGUGGCUAAUGUGUGUUAUUUGUUUUCCGAUGCUUACAGGAAACAUUUUGGCCAUUCUGAAUGCUGCAUGUAAUAUUCUAUGUCCUCUUCUGAAUGUUAAACCAGACAGUGUGUCAUUUUGAUCUAUGAAUUUAAUGAUGCAGUGUAACCUUUUAAUUUCUAUGGCAAACCUCUCCCACCUGUAGCAAUUAGGCAGAGGCCGAACAGCGAUACUCAUGAUGUAAUUUCCUAACACUACCUCUGCUUCCCCCCUGACUGGUUUACAAUUCUCAAGGGUCCCAACCAAUCAAAGUAUUGUUUUGUUCAUAUCUUCAAGCACGGGCAGUGUAGCAAACUAUGCAGAUUGCCUGUAAGUGAGGAACUGAUAACCAAUCGACAAACCCAGAUGGAUCACAUGACCUCGAUCAACAUCUGGUCAACAGAAGGUGUUUUUAAAUGAGAUGGGGGACAAGGACAUUCACUGUUCAGAUAAUGUGUUUAAAUUUAAAACGGUUCAAUAUUUUACUUACUUUAGAGCUGUUUUUCUUGUUUUAAUCAAAAUACAGUAUUAACAGACUUUUGAAACUCAGCUGAGACUCCUUUGUGGAAAAUAUAUUACAGACCUAUUUUUUAAGAGAAUUGUAUUUAAAUACAUAAAAGUUUAAAUUUGUGUACUUGAAAUUGUACAAAAAUGUUUUUAUGGUAUGGUCUUAAUUAUUAAUCGUGACACAGUUUGCCUUUAAUGUAUCAGAUGGUCUUUUUUUUCAGCAGCAUUUAUAGGUUUAUACACUACGCUGUCUUAAUUUUGAGAAUGACAUUUAUACUCUCAAAUAGCACCAGCAAAAUAUACAGAGAUCGUGAGAAGGUGAACUUGAAUGUGAUGUGAAAUGAUUGUGCCAGCUCUUUACUGAGUUUGAAAAAGCAUUUUAUUCUCACAUACAGUACAUCUUGCUUUAUCAUGGAGCAAAAGAUUCUGAAAAAUGAUGAGUUUAUAAUUUUGUGAUUUACAGAUAAGAGAUUGCACUGUAGGUGUAACAAUGCUCAAUCUCCAAUAUAAAUACAUAUUUUAAUGUAUGAUGUCAUAUAUUGUAAAUGCUGCUUAUAUAUUUAUAUGAUGCUAUUGCCAUUUUUUAUAUUUAACUGUUUGUUUUGUUUUGUAUUUUACCCCUCACACUAAUAUUUAGUUGAUGUUUCGUCCAGUUUGCUCUGUUUUCAGUACAUGCUUCCUUUGUACCCAGUUCACAUUUAAUAUGAAUGUCAAAUUAAAUAUAUUAUAAAAAUGUA